This is a messenger RNA of Drosophila ficusphila, 914 nucleotides long. RefSeq lists its product as uncharacterized. The record is from RefSeq and is a predicted model, not a curated record. The transcript has 3 exons. Bases 167 to 910 code for a protein of 247 amino acids. Lineage: Eukaryota; Metazoa; Arthropoda; Insecta; Diptera; Drosophilidae.
GGCUCGAUUGACGGAGCCGUUUUUAUUGAGAAAUUAAAAAUUAAAAAUUCGUGAGCCAGAAAAAGAACACCCAGAACAUGGUUUAGUAUCUUUAGGUUUGAGCUGGCAUAAACACGCACCGAGAUUCGCUCGGGCGUAGAUAAAAAAAAAAACAAAACACAGAAAAAUGAAAUUUAGAAUAGUAAUAAUACUGGGAAGUUGCCUGAUUUACCAGGUGAUGGCCAACCUGGGAAGUCUAUCCAAGCAUCAGAGGAGUAAAAGAGCUCCCAUACCGUGGCUUAUAUUCCCAACCACAUCACCCACACGUGUUAUGUUCAUUGGCGGCAUAGGUAUUCCACUGGAGGACCUCAACUACGAAGCAGUGACCACAGGAUAUGUCUUGAAAGUGGAGUAUUGGCUGCCCAUCACUCCAGAUGAUCUCAGGACUCCCACAUCUAUGCCCCUGAAUCAAGUGGCCACACCUGGAAUCACAGGAGCCAGAAAGCGAAACAAACCCAUGUUUGAGAAUUUCCUGGUUGGAGUGGAUGAGCUGGGAAAAAGCACCAGGAAGCUGCUGACCAGAACCAACAAGGUUUUGAGCAGCUAUCGAUGGACAGUCUACAAGGGACUGGAGGGAUUGGCCGAUCGAUUGGGUUACCAGGGAAGGAUUUGUGUUCUAAAGAGCAUCUGCGAGGCGGCUGAAGAACCCUUUCACUACACAAAUGGGUUGUUUGCAGACCUUUUGCAUAUACUACUAACACCCUCCUCUUCAGUGGACAAAUUGUCAGAACAUGCUGACAAUGAGUAUUACUAUGCCGAAAAGGUGGGACAAUCAGGUGCUGGUUGUGAUCGAGUCUUCAAGGAGUGUCGACUAAGUCUACUGCAACACUUUAGCCAGCUCCAUCACAAUCUGGAUAAGAUAUUGUUUUAAGGGA